UAAUUGCAGAAACGAACUCUCUCCACUCCCCUGGGCUUAAAAAAGCAUUGAGAAAUACCAGCGAUCUGCAAGAAGGGAUUUGUGAAACGAGCACCUCAAACCACAAACGUCACAUGGCCUCGUUCCGUUUUGCUACUUUUGAUUGCUUGUCAAGGUCGUUAUACUUUUCGUCUUCACAGUCCGGGAAUGCUAUUUGGCAAUGAACUAGUCUGAGUAACCUUUAUCCACGAUGUCUUUACAAAGACUUAUGCAACAGCAAAGCAAUGGCACUCUGGAGGACUACUGCAUGGGUCCAGCUUACGACCCUUUCGCUGCGCCAAUGGGGAGCCCUCAAAUAGAUAAUAAAAGGAUUCAAAUGCUGGCAGAUACCGUGGCAACUUUACCCCGGGGACGCAAGCAGCUUGCUGUGACCAGAUCAAGCUCUUUGGGUGACUGUACCUGGCCACAGAGAAGGCUGGUUACAGUGGAAAAACAGGACAAUGGAACUUUUGGAUUUGAAAUUCAGACUUAUAUACAGCAGUUAUACAAUCCUUGCUCCUCAGAGAUAUACACUUUCAUCUGCAAGGUGCAAGAGGAGAGUCCUGCUCACAGCUCAGGACUGCAGAUGGGUGACAUUCUUGCCAAUAUCAAUGGAGUGAAUUUGGAGGGUUUCAGUCACAAACAAGUGGUCGACUUGAUCAAAGCAGCAGGAAACCGACUCAGGUUAGAGACAGUUAAUGGAACAGCGAUCCUUAGGAGGUCGGAGUUGGAAAUCAAAUUGCGGGCUUUGAAGCAAACCUUGAGGGAUAAAUGGGUGGAGUUCCGAUCUCUGCAAUUACAGGAACAACGACUGCUUCAUGGUGAUGAAGCGACCUGCCCAAGCCUGGAGUCAGAAGACUCUUAUUUGCCUGGAAGCCCAGCAUUGGUGGACCCAGCUUAUUUGAUCCGAAACCGUUUCUCCAGCACGAGCAGCUGCAAGAGCUGGAUGAGCUCGAUGACAGUGGAUAGUGAGGAGAGCUUCCAGACCUGUGUUUCUGAGGAUUCGGGUAGAGAGCCUGUCAGCCGGCAGACCAGUACAGAUGACGAAUGUUUCCUCUCCAAGGACAGUGAGCUGGCUCUGAGGAAAUCUUCUCUGAGGAGAAACAGAAGCAUCAGCACGGCGAGUAGCAGUUCGAUGUCUCCCUUGUGGGAGGGAGGGGGCAACCUCUCUAGUGUAUUUGGGACCCUGCCGCGGAAAAGCCGAAGAGGAAGUGUCCGAAAACAGCUUUUGAGAUUCAUCCCCGGCCUUCACCGUGCAGUGGAAGAAGAAGAGAGCCGAUUCUGACAUCGUGGGGCCUUCCCAGUAAUAGCUCAUUUUAGAAAGACUCACAGCAUUAAAAAUCUGUGGGGCCAGUCACCCCCCACUGCUUCACAGGUCGGAUUGGAGGAACUGUUUGUCCCCUCUUGUUUUCUGUCACCUGACCUCAGUCAGGAGUGUCCUUUAUUUAAAUGCUGUGUGCGUGGG
This is a messenger RNA of Ornithorhynchus anatinus (platypus), 1483 nucleotides long. It is a transcript of the gene CYTIP, whose product is annotated as cytohesin 1 interacting protein. Gene Ontology annotation, cellular component: cell cortex. The record is from RefSeq and is a predicted model, not a curated record. Gene Ontology annotation, molecular function: protein binding. The coding region runs from base 230 to 1303 and encodes 357 amino acids. The transcript is spliced from 8 exons. Gene Ontology annotation, biological process: regulation of cell adhesion. NCBI's taxonomy places the organism in Eukaryota, Metazoa, Chordata, Mammalia, Monotremata, Ornithorhynchidae.